Messenger RNA from Lucilia sericata (common green bottle fly), 2693 nucleotides. Its product is annotated as triple functional domain protein. Gene Ontology annotation, biological process: axon guidance. Bases 357 to 2654 code for a protein of 765 amino acids. Gene Ontology annotation, molecular function: guanyl-nucleotide exchange factor activity. Lineage: Eukaryota; Metazoa; Arthropoda; Insecta; Diptera; Calliphoridae. The record is from RefSeq and is a predicted model, not a curated record. The transcript has 8 exons. Gene Ontology annotation, cellular component: cytoplasm.
UUGAAACGGUCAACUGUUAAUUAGUUCGGCAUGUUUUGUGCUAAUACGACGCGAAAGUGUGAAUUAAAUUUUGAAAUAAACAAUUGACAAUUUUUAAAUAAAAUAAAAAUAAACAAAGACAACAAAAAUAAAAUAUAUAUAUAAAAUAAAAUUUUAAUAGAAAAAAGUAAACACAAAUUAUAAAUAUUUAUAUUUACUUAUGUACUAAAAACAUGUGUUAAUAUUUUGUGUUUAAAAAAAAAUAUAUUUUUCAACGAAAAAAUAUAUAAAUUAAGAAAAAAAAAUAAAAUCAAUUUUUAUGAGUUAGCUCAAUACCUUUCUAACUUUCCCAAAUAUUGCUCAAAUAACUCAAGACUAUGGCCGAUGAAGAAGCCAGUCCACGACCAUUUCGUCGUGAACGCAACUUAAGCAAUCGUAAUUUUAAUAAACGAGGCUCAAAUCGUAGACGUUUUAGUACCGAAAGUCAUAAUUCAACAGAUUCCAAAGUGUACAAUUUUACCAACUCUCAGGAAGAGACAAAAUCAACUAGAACAACACCUGAUCGCUCAGAAGACAUAGACACAUCCUCAAUUUCCCUUAGCACACCAACAUCUGCCACGCCCAGCGUCACUUCCAGUUCAAUGAACAUUUCAUAUUCCGUUAAUUCCGAUACCGAAAAUGCUUUUAAUAAAAAGUCGAUACUAAAAAUGCGUUCCAUCGAUAUAGAUAUAAAUGAGAACGAUAAUGAAGAUCAUCAACUUAAUGAUGAUGUAAUUGAUACAAGAUAUUCUUGUCAUAUUAAUCAUGGCAGUGGAAAAAAACUACAACGACAAACCCCCACAACACCACAAUCACCGGAUCCCGCAUUGUUGGGUGUAAAACAGAAAUUAUUAUUAUUCGAAAAUCUACAAAUCGAAGAACGUGUGCUUAGUAAAACAACAAAAUACAAAUCUAAAUCUUCACAAUCGCUCUUAAUGAGUGAACGUGCUAAUUCAUCUAGUUCGCUAACAACACCCUCCUCAACAUCCGGUUCAUAUUUAGUGCAAGCUUAUCCCAUGGGUAAUACCCAUAACUCCAAGAUGGAUGAUAAACGUAAUUCGGUAUUUCACAACAGUAUUGAUGAAGGACGUUCUGAAGAUGAAGUGGACAGUAUAAAGGAUGAAAUUAAUGAUGAUGCAGAGCUAGAGUGUAGUGAUAGUGUACAAGAUGAAUUUGGUGUUUCAGAGGCAGGAGAUGAAGGUCAAAUCGGAGAGCAAAGUCUACCAGUAGCAGCCAUAAAUAAAUCAUUUUUAACACCCGUCUUUCAACAUUCCCAAAGUCAUCCUGAAGAGAUUAAGAAGAGCUCAAAGGAAACAGAAGAAAGUGGACCGGAUAAAACGGAUGCCACUAGUGCAAAGACGAGAAAUAAAGAUUUUCCAAGAAAUUAUCGCUCUCGUCCUAAGACUGAAAUAAUUACAGGCUCUGACCUUCCGCCGCCUGAUACCACAAGAUUUAUGUCAUUGCAUCAUAAACCAAAACAAAGUGAACCCGACGACGAGGAACAAAUUGAAUUGCGUGACAAAGGCUACAGUUUCAUACGACCCAUUCUAGAAGAACUAAUCAAAACGGAGGAGUCCUAUGUGGAAAACCUUUGGAUUGGCAUCAACAACUAUGGCAAUAUAUUCCAGCGUAGCGAUUUACCCAUAGGUUUAAGAGGGAAAAAACAUGUACUAUUCGGCAAUGUAGAACAGAUAGCGGAAUUUCAUCGUGAUGAAUUUCUACCCAUGUUGCAGCGCAACAGACAUGAUUUAAAGAGAAUAUUUGAUGAGUUUCAACAGUAUAUAGAUAGUAACUGCUUUUAUGGUUAUGUAUUAUUUACCAUGAACAAACAGAGAUCAUUGAAAUUGUGUGAUAUGUAUAAAAAUUACUUUAAGCUUUUACAAACUGAAAUCGAUGAUAAGUUGGGUAUUAAUAGCUUUUUGGUGCAACCUAUACAACGUAUGGCCCGUUAUCCGUUACUGUUGCAACAGUUUAUAACGACCCUAUUUAAAAAUCGAGAUUAUGUUAUGAAACCCAUUAUUGAAUCCUGUUGUCGUUUGGAGAAAAAGUUAAGAAAUCUCUUGACUACCACCAAUGAAUCGGAGAUAAUCAAUGAUAUUGUGUGUCCAAGUGAACCUAAUGAGUUCAAUGUUCUCUACCAGGGAAAAUUCCGCAAAGUUAGUGAAUUCCAUGUCUACGAUCACACCCUUAAGCGUAGCUAUCGUUCUAAGGUGUUCAUAUUCGAUAAAUGCAUUAUCUAUACCGAAAUCAAAGGUAAACAACUGAUAUUCCACGGUCGUUAUCCUUGUGAACAUAUUGGCAUAACAUCGAAAACAAAACAAUUCACUUUAUACUAUGAUCAUCGCAAACAACAGGAAUGUGAUUUUAUAGCUGAUCCGCCCUUAAUCGAAUUAUGGUUGGAACUAAUACGUGACAUGAUAAGUGCUUAUGCUGCCGAGGAACGUAGAAAAAUGAAAGAAUUACAUUCGCAUGAAUUCAAUGGCGAUCAUAUGCAUCGUAAACCUGCCAAUUUAUCAUUGUUUCGUGAUUCGAAUCGUUUUAGUAGUGAUAGUGGUAUAGGCAAUAUAUGGGUUGUACCCAAACCGGAACAGGAAGAGGCCACCAAUAAUCGCACCACCUGGUAUGCUGUGUCGUAGGCAUUGUAGCGAUUAAGGCAGCUGAAGGUAAAACACCUU